This is a messenger RNA of Mesorhabditis spiculigera, 501 nucleotides long. Lineage: Eukaryota; Metazoa; Nematoda; Chromadorea; Rhabditida; Rhabditidae. The record is from the annotation of a GenBank genome assembly.
AUGGAAUAUGGUGCCACGCAAUCUUCGAUGUUAUGUUAUGUUGGCCUCCAACAGCAGCCGACACUUCCGUCACCAUCCAAUGCCCACCCGCCAAAGGCUUCGAUACCAAAAAUAACGUCACCAAUGCGUGCGGCCCCAGUGGGAUAUGGUUGGGCCGGAAUGGAAGUGAAAUUGCCACAAAUGCAAAAGGAUGGACCAACUACUCAAUGUGCCACAAGACAUGAUGGACCCUGGUGUAACGCAGUCUGGGAUUAUAUAUUGUGCUGGCCACCAGCCCGAGCCAACACUUCCGCUUCACAGCAAUGCCCUCCAGUCCAGAGCCUUGACACCACGAAAGUUCUCACCAAAAACUGUGGGCCUACAGGAAAAUGGGUGGGUAGGGAUGGGACCGAAAUUGGUACUAGUGAACAAGGAUGGACCAACUAUUCAAUGUGCUACAAGACGGAAGUCGUGCAGUUCAUGGAGACUCUGGCUACUCUUAAGGCAAAGAAACCACAGGAU